Molecule: messenger RNA, 11076 nt
Organism: Rhea pennata
Lineage: Eukaryota; Metazoa; Chordata; Aves; Rheiformes; Rheidae
Gene: MUC2
Product: mucin 2, oligomeric mucus/gel-forming
Exons: 49
Coding region: 1-11076 (3691 amino acids)
Cellular component (GO): extracellular matrix
Molecular function (GO): protein binding
Source: RefSeq, a predicted model, not a curated record
AUGGGGCUAAGAACUGCCAGCCUUUUUAUACUCUGGCUGGCACUUUCCUAUGCAAGCGAAAUAAGAAAAGGUAGGACAAGAAGCCACGGCCACUAUGUCUGCAGCACUUGGGGGAGCAAUCAUUUCAAAACUUUUGAUGGAGACAUCUAUCAAUUUCCUGGCAUUUGCGAGUAUAAUUUUGCUUCUGACUGUCGAGAGUCUUACAAGGAGUUCUCUGUCCAAAUUCAGCGUUCUCUGAACAGCAAUAACCAUCCUGUGAUCCAGUACAUUCUGAUAACAGUCAAGGAUUUCACAGUGUACCUCGCACCAAAGCUGGCUGUAGUAGAUGGGCAGAUUGUCAAGACACCAUAUUACAGCUCUGGUGUGUUCAUUGAGAACAAUGACAUUUACACCAAGGUUUAUGCCAAAUUAGGCCUGAUUCUGAUGUGGAAUCAGGAGGAUGCACUGAUGGUGGAGUUGGACAGCAAAUUCAAUAACUAUACAUGUGGUCUUUGUGGGGAUUACAAUGGCAUUCCAAUCUACAAUGAGUUUAUUAGUGGAGUCUCAAGCUACAAUUCAAUUACAUAUGGGAAUUUACAGAAGAUCAGCAAACCCAAUGCCAGAUGUGAGGAUCCUGAUGAAACUCAGGCCCUUCCAAGCUGUAACAAGCAUCGUGAUGAGUGUGAGAGAUUACUAACUUCUUCUACGUUUGCUGAUUGCCAUUCACGCCUCGAUGUGGAAAUGUAUGUCCAAGCCUGCAUGCAGGACAAGUGUGCCUGUAAUGGAAGCGAGGACUCCUUCUGCCUCUGCAGCACCAUCUCUGAGUAUUCUCGACAGUGUUCACAUGCAGGUGGUCGCCCGGGUGAAUGGAGGACACAGCACUUUUGCCCCAAGACUUGUCCUGGUAACAUGAUCUAUAAAGAAAGCAGCUCACCUUGUAUGGAUUCUUGUUCACACUUGGAGAUCAGCAGCCUCUGUGAAGAGCACUACAUGGAUGGUUGUUUCUGCCCUGAAGGAACUGUGUAUGAUGAUAUCACUGAGAAAGGCUGUGUACCUGUUAGCGAGUGCCACUGCAAGCUCCAUGGAAAAGCAUAUUCACCUGGACAAAACAUCACCGGUGAAUGUGAAGAAUGCACCUGUGAUUCAGGUAGAUGGACAUGCAAGGAUUUACCCUGUCCAGGCACAUGUUCAUUGGAAGGAGGUUCUCAUUUUACCACCUUUGAUGGAAAGAAAUACACCUUCCAUGGAGACUGUUACUAUGUGUUGGCCAAGGGUACUGCUAGUGAUUCUUACGUCCUACUGGCAGAACUGUCUCCCUGUGGCUUCACAGACUGGCAGACCUGCUUGAAGACUGUUGUGUUGCUAACAGAUCACAAAAAAAAUGUGGUGGUUUUCAGAUCAGAUGGCAGUGUGUUACUGAAUGAGAUGACAGUCAGUGUGCCUCAUGUGUCAGCCAGCUUCUCGAUUUUCAAGCCAUCUUCCUACUACCUCAUUGUACAAACUUCUUUUGGACUUCAGCUGCAGAUCCAGUUGCUUCCAGUCAUGCAGCUGUUUGCGACUGUGGAUCCAUCAGCCAAAGAAAGUCUGGAAGGUCUUUGUGGGAAUUUUAAUGGAAUAGAAGGUGAUGACUUUCAAACGGCCAGUGGGGUGGUGGAAGCUACAGGAUCUGCCUUUGCUAAUACAUGGAAAGCUCAGUCAACCUGUGCAGACAAGUUAGAAAGGCUGGAAGACCCUUGCAGUCUCAGCGUUGAAAGCGCAAAUUAUGCUGAGCAUUGGUGUUCUUUGCUGAAAAACUCAGAGGGUCCUUUUGCCAGAUGUCACUUAGUCAUUGAUCCUUCAGAAUAUUAUAAGAAAUGUAAAUAUGACACCUGCCUCUGCAAGGACGGUGAAAAGUGCUUGUGUGCUGCCCUGUCCUCUUACUCAAGGGCCUGUGCUUUCAAAGGGAUCAUACUGGGAGGCUGGAGACAAACUAUCUGCACUAAUGAAGUAUCUGCUUGCCCAGAAAGCCAAAUCUUUCUUUACAACCUUACAAUGUGCCAGCAAACCUGUCGUUCAGUUGCUGAUGGUGAAAAGCACUGCUUUCAAGAUUUUGUUCCUGUGGAUGGCUGUGGUUGCCCUGAUAAUACCUACUUAGACAAUCAGGGUACAUGUGUGCCUAUCUCCAAAUGCCCAUGUUACUACAAGGGGUCAUACCUGGAACCAGGGGAUUAUGUCACAAAAGAUGAAGAGCGUUGUGUUUGUCGAAAUGCAAAGCUCCAGUGCACUUCAGUGACUGUAGGAUCAACAAAAUGUCCUCCUCACAAGACAUACUUUGACUGCAACACAUUCCAGAACUGGACUUCACAAACACCUAUACAAUUCAGCUGUUAUACUCCUCGAAGUGAUCACUUCCAGGCAGAGUGUGUCUCAGGCUGUGUGUGUCCUCAAGGUCUGUUUGAUGAUGGGAAAGGGGGCUGUGUUGAGGAGAAGGAUUGCCCUUGUAUUCAUAACAAUCAGUGGUAUUCUCAUGGAGAUGAAAUAACGGUGGACUGUAAAACCUGUAUCUGCCAGAGAGGAGGUUGGAAUUGUACCAAAGGUGAUGUGUGCUAUGGGACUUGUACCAUAUAUGGAAGUGGUCAUUAUAUCACCUUCGAUGGAAAAUUCUAUGACUUUGAUGGGAGUUGUGAAUAUGUAGCUACUCAGGAUUUUUGUGGUGACAAAAACUCUAGCAGCUCAUUCAGUAUCAUCACAGAGAAUGUCCCAUGUGGAACUACAGGAGUCACCUGCUCAAAGGCUAUUAAAAUGUUUCUAGGGAACACUGAACUGAAGUUGGAGAACAAGGAUUAUAAAGAAAUUCAGCGAGAUAUCGGUGAUGAGGUGCAUUACAGAAAAAGGGCCGUUGGCCUGUACCUUGUUAUUGAGGCUAGCAAUGGUGUGAUGCUUAUCUGGGAUAAGAAGACUACUAUUUUCAUCAAGCUGACUGCUGAUUAUCAAGGCAAAGUGUGUGGUCUGUGUGGCAACUUUGAUGGCAAGUCCAACAAUGAUUUUACGACAAGGAGCGGAUUGCAGGAAACUAGUGCUCUGGAGUUUGGGAAUUCCUGGAAGCAGUCUUACACCUGCCCAGAUGUCACAGAAGAAAUCCUGCCUUGCAGCGUGAAACCACAUCGCAAGUCGUGGGCAGAGAAAGAAUGCUACCUCAUCCGGAGUGCUGUCUUUGAAAUCUGUCACUCCAAGGUGGACCCAACUCCAUUCUAUGAAGCAUGUGUUCAUGAUGCCUGCUCUUGUGACAGUGGUGGAGAUUGUGAAUGCUUCUGUUCAGCAGUUGCUGCAUACGCUCAAGAAUGUAUCAAGGCUAAGGCUUGUGUGUUCUGGAGAACUCCUGAUAUAUGCCCAAUAUUUUGUGACUACUACAACCCUCCUAAUGAGUGCGAGUGGCACUAUGAACCUUGUGGCAGUGACAUCUUGACCUGCAAGAUGAUCAAUAAUGUCAGCACUAACUUCUCAGUACCAUACCUGGAAGGUUGCUACCCCAGAUGCCCUCCAGAGAAGCCCAUUUAUAAUGAAGAGACAAAGAAAUGUGAGACCAGAGAUGACUGUGGGUGUUACUUCAAUGGAACUUAUUAUGAACCUGAGGAAGAAAUACUUGUAAAAGAGAACUGUAGAAGAUGUGUCUGUGUCUCCUCAGGAAACAUAAACUGUACAACAAUCCAAGGCUGUCCUUGUGUGAUCAAUGGAACGAGAUAUGAAGUGGGAGAACUUGUGGGGCAAAUAACGGAAGGUGACGAGUGUAAAAUAUAUGUGUGUGGACAAAAUGGAUCUAUAAUGGAAAUAACUGUUCCUUGUCCGACAACAUUGCCUACGAUCUCUUCAACCUCCUUUAGUACUCCUACCAUCACAGCUUCAUGCUUUGGAUUAAUAUGUGACUGGACUGAAUGGUAUGAUGUUAGUAAUCCUGAAGAAGGUGAUGGUGACUAUGAAACCUAUGAUGCAAUAAGAGAUAAACAUGGAAAUGUAGUAUGUGAAGCUCCUGAAAAAAUUGAAUGCAGGGCUAAAAAUAAUCCCAGCCUAAGCUUAGAGGAACUUGGCCAGAAGGUGGAGUGUAAUGUUACGUAUGGACUAAUCUGUAAAAAUGAGGAGCAAAGUGGUCCCUGGUCUGUUUGCUAUAAUUACGAAAUCAGGGUAAAUUGCUGUGAGUGGCAUGAAGUUCCUUGUGAGACUACACAGAGUCCAGCACCAACUACAACAUUCACCACCACCAGCACAACAAUACUGACCGCCACCACAGCCUGGCAGCCAACGGUGACUACUACAACACCCAAACCUACUCCAGUCACGACAAGCAAGCCCACACCACCAUCUACUACCCCAGUAACUUCAACCACCACAGGUCCGCCUGUAGUAUCCUGCGACUGCGUCUGGACUGACUGGAUCAGUGUGAGUUACCCAAGUGUGGAUGCAGAUGGUGGUGAAGAUGAAUCCUAUGAGAACAUCCAGAAGCAUGACCCUUCCUGGGUGUGUGUGAAGGCUGAGAAUAUUUCGUGCAGAGCAAAGGAUUUCCCGAACACUCCCAUUGAAGAAUUAGGGCAGAAAGUGGAGUGCAAUGUUAACACAGGGCUCACUUGCAAGAAUAAGGACCAGGUCGUGGGGGGUCUGAUACCAAUGCCAGUCUGCCUCAAUUAUGAGAUCAGUGUCUGCUGUGUCCCAAACAAACCGGAGUGUAUUCCAAGCACCACCCCAAGCACCACGGUUACAACCACCCCAAGCACCACGGAGACGACCACUCGCACGGCAACACCAUCAGUAGUUCCCACCAGCACAACGCCAUACAGCACUGCCUCCACCAGUGUCUGGACGACGACGACCACCACCACGUCGGGCACUCCGUCACCCACGCCAACCACCAUAUUCAUCACGAGCUCGCCUUCACCGACACCCACCACCUCGCUAACGCCUCCAACCGCAACAACUGCAGGUAGCUGUCUGAUAGUAUCCUGCGACUGCGUCUGGACUGGCUGGAUCAAUGUGAGUUACCCAACUGUGGGUGCAGAUGGUGGCGAAGAUGAAUCCUAUGGGAACAUCCAGAAGCAUGACCCUUCCUGGGUGUGUGUGAAGGCUGAGAAUAUUUCGUGCAGAGCAAAGGAUUUCCCGAACACUCCCAUUGAAGAAUUAGGGCAGAAAGUGGAGUGCGAUGUUAACACAGGGCUCACUUGCAAGAAUAAGGACCAGGUCGUGGGGGGUCCGAUACCAAUGCCAGUCUGCCUCAAUUAUGAGAUCAGUGUCUGCUGUGUCCCAAACAAACCGGAGUGUAUUACAAGCACCACCCCAAGCACCACGGUUACAACCACCCCAAGCACCACGGUUACAACCACCCCAAGCACCACGGAGACAACCACCCCAAGCACCACGGUUACAACCACCCCAAGCACCACGGUUACAACCACCCCAAGCACCAUGGUUACAACCACCCCAAGCACCACAGUUACAACCACCCCAAGCACCACGGAGACAACCACCCCAAGCACCACGGAGACAACCACCCCAAGCACCACGGUUACAACCACCCCAAGCACCACGGAGACAACCACCCCAAGCACCACGGUUACAACCACCCCAAGCACCACGGAGACAACCACCCCAAGCACCACGGUUACAACCACCCCAAGCACCACGGAGACAACCACCCCAAGCACCACGGUUACAACCACCCCAAGCACCACGGAGACAACCACCCCAAGCACCACAGUUACAACCACCCCAAGCACCACAGUUACAACCACCCCAAGCACCACGGAGACAACCACCCCAAGCACCACGGUUACAACCACCCCAAGCACCACAGAGACAACCACCCCAAGCACCACGGUUACAACCACCCCAAGCACCACGGAGACAACCACCCCAAGCACCACGGUUACAACCACCCCAAGCACCACGGAGACAACCACCCCAAGCACCACGGUUACAACCACCCCAAGCACCACGGAGACAACCACCCCAAGCACCACGGUUACAACCACCCCAAGCACCACGGAGACAACCACCCCAAGCACAACGGUUACAACCACCCCAAGCACCACGGUUACAACCACCCCAAGCACCACGGAGACAACCACCCCAAGCACCACGGUUACAACCACCCUAAGCACCACGGAGACAACCACCCCAAGCACCACGGAGACAACCACCCCAAGCACCACGGUUACAACCACCCCAAGCACCACGGAGACAACCACCCCAAGCACCACGGUUACAACCACCCCAAGCACCACGGAGACAACCACCCCAAGCACCAUGGUUACAACCACCCGAAGCACCACGGUUACAACCACCCCAAGCACCACGGAGACAACCACCCCAAGCACCACGGUUACAACCACCCCAAGCACCACGGUUACAACCACCCGAAGCACCACGGUUACAACCACCCCAAGCACCACGGAGACAACCACCCGAAGCACCACGGUUACAACCACCCCAAGCACCACGGAGACAACCACCCCAAGCACCACGGUUACAACCACCCCAAGCACCACGGAGACAACCACCCCAAGCACCACGGUUACAACCACCCCAAGCACCACGGUUACAACCACCCGAAGCACCACGGUUACAACCACCCCAAGCACCACGGUUACAACCACCCCAAGCACCACGGAGACAACCACCCCAAGCACCACGGUUACAACCACCCCAAGCACCAUGGAGACAACCACCCCAAGCACCACGGAGACAACCACCCCAAGCACCACGGUUACAACCACCCCAAGCACCACGGAGACAACCACCCCAAGCACCACGGUUACAACCACCCCAAGCACCACGGAGACAACCACCCCAAGCACCACGGUUACAACCACCCCAAGCACCACGGAGACAACCACCCCAAGCACCACGGUUACAACCACCCCAAGCACCACGGUUACAACCACCCCAAGCACCACGGAGACAACCACCCCAAGCACCACGGUUACAACCACCCCAAGCACCACGGAGACAACCACCCCAAGCACCACGGUUACAACCACCCCAAGCACCACGGUUACAACCACCCCAAGCACCACGGAGACAACCACCCCAAGCACCAUGGUUACAACCACCCCAAGCACCACGGAGACAACCACCCCAAGCACCACGGAGACAACCACCCCAAGCAUCACGGAGACAACCACCCCAAGCACCACGGAGACAACCACCCCAAGCACCACGGUUACAACCACCCCAAGCACCACGGUUACAACCACCCCAAGCACCACGGAGACAACCACCCCAAGCACCACGGUUACAACCACCCCAAGCACCACGGAGACAACCACCCCAAGCACCACGGUUACAACCACCCCAAGCACCACGGUUACAACCACCCCAAGCACCACGGAGACAACCACCCGAAGCACCACGGUUACAACCACCCCAAGCACCACGGAGACAACCACCCCAAGCACCACGGUUACAACCACCCCAAGCACCACAGUUACAACCACCCCAAGCACCACGGAGACAACCACCCCAAGCACCACGGUUACAACCACCCCAAGCACCACGGAGACAACCACCCCAAGCACCACGGAGACAACCACCCGAAGCACCACGGAGACAACCACCGCAAGCACCACGGUUACAACCACCCCAAGCACCACGGAGACAACCACCCCAAGCACCACGGUUACAACCACCCUAAGCACCACGGAGACAACCACCCCAAGCACCACGGUUACAACCACCCCAAGCACCACGGAGACAACCACCCCAAGCACCACGGUUACAACCACCCCAAGCACCACGGAGACAACCACCCCAAGCACCACGGUUACAACCACCCCAAGCACCACGGAGACAACCACCCCAAACACCACGGUUACAACCACCCCAAGCACCACGGUUACAACCACCCCAAGCACCACAGAGACGACCACUCGCACGGCAACACCAUCAGAGGUUCCCACUAGCACAACGCCGUACAGCACUGCCUCCACCAGUGUCUGGCCGACGACGGCGACCACCAUUUCGGGCACUCUGGCAUCCACCCCAAGCACUGUAAUCAGCAUGACCUCUUCGAGUACUUCAACGCUAAGCACCACUAUCAGACCAGUAGUAGUCACCCAGACCUCAGAACUUCCAAUCAGUAUACCUAUGGAAAAUACAUCCAGUAGCACAGGAGCACCAACGAACACCACUACUAAUACUACUCCUUUAGCGACAUCACUGACAAGUGUGAUUACAGAAAUAACCAGUACGGUGUAUACUAAAACCACGACUACAAAACCACCACCAAAAACAGUGUCCACAAGCCCAGUGUCAGCCACAACAUCUGGAGUCACUGAAACCACAUCAACCACCGAAGCCACCACGCAUGGACCACCUGUAACAUCAAUUAAAUCUACUCCAGUGUUCACCACGACAUCUGGAACAACUGAACCUACAUCAACUAGUAGCUUCUCCGGAUCAACUGUUCCUUUUACAACAUAUGCUAGCUUUACCACCCAUUCUGAAACAACUUCUAUAGAGUCAACUUCAUCUCUAGAGACCUCUUUUCCUGUUUCAGCCACUACUUCUGGAACAACUCCAACAGAGUCAUUCACCACCACUUCAGGAACAACUUCUACUAGUUCCACCACUACCCCUUUAACCACCACCACCUCUUCAGAAAUAGUUUCACUUGUCUCAACUACUACCUCUGAGCCAACUGCUGUCUCAAGCACAGUCACCAUUUCAGGAACUUCUACCUACAAAACAGUUACUACAGUUAGUUCAACAAGUGCUGUACCAUCAACCACCCCUGGGAAAUAUUGUUCUAUUUUCCCUAAUCAGUCUAUUCCGUCAGGUGACUCAUUCUGGCUUUGUAACUGCACGAAGGUAAUAUGUAUAGAAGACAACAAAGUCGAGGUGAUUCCAGUAAUCUGUAAUCCACCUCCUAAACCCACUUGUACUAAUGGGCUUGCUCCUGUACAAGUUGUUGAUGAGGAUGGAUGCUGUUGGCAUUGGGAGUGUGAUUGUUACUGCACAGGCUGGGGAGACCCGCAUUAUAUGACUUUUGAUGGACAUUACUACAGCUAUCAAGGGAAUUGUACAUACGUCCUUGUGGAAGAGAUUAAUAAAUCAGUUGACAACUUUGGUGUCUACAUUGAUAACUACCAUUGUGAUGCACGCGAUCCAGUCUCCUGUCCACGAACACUCAUUGUGAGACAUGAGACUCAGGAAGUGCGCAUAGCAACAGUCCAACCAAAUUCUCUAAAAGUACAGGUGACAGUAAACAAACAGGCAGUGGCUUUGCCUUACAAAAAAUUUGGUUUGACUGUGUAUGAGUCAGGCAUAAAUCGUGUGGUGGAGAUUCCUGAACUUAAGAUGAAUGUAACCUACAAUGGCUUGUCCUUUUCUAUCAGAAUGCCCUACAGCCUAUUUGGCAACAACACUCAAGGACAGUGUGGUACUUGCAAUAACGACACAGCAGAUGACUGCAUGUUACCAAAUGGAAACAUUGCAGAAAACUGUGAAACCAUGGCAGAUCAUUGGCAAGUUGUCGAUCCCUCUAAACCACAGUGCUCUCCAGGCAUAAUUCCUACAAAGAAGCCUAGCACAACCACAGGCCAACCCUGCAAAGAAGCUUCAAUCUGCCAGCUUCUUUUAGGAAGUGUGUUCGAGAAGUGCCAUAAAUACGUUUACCCUGAGAAGUACUAUGCAGCCUGCGUUUUUGACAGUUGCACACUUCCCCAGUUAGAUCUGGAAUGCUCAAGUUUGCAGAUCUAUGCUGCCACCUGUGCUGAUCAAGGCAUCUGCAUUGACUGGAGGACUCAUACCAAUGGUGUUUGCUCUUAUAAAUGCCCUGCACACAAGGAAUAUAGAGCAUGUGGUCCUACUAAAGAGAUGACCUGCAAAUCAAGUCCAGAGCAGCAAAACCAAACUGAAACUGAACAAAUGGAAGGCUGUUUCUGUCCUAAUGGAACAAUGCUAUAUGACUCUGGUGUGGAUGUUUGUGUAAAAACUUGUGGUUGCGUUGGAUUGGAUAAUAUACCAAGAGAGUAUGGGGAAAAGUUUACAGUAGACUGUAAGGACUGUAUUUGCCUGGAAGGUGAAAAUGGCAUUGUGUGUGAGGCUCACAAAUGUGCUGAACAAAAUGAGAUCAGUUGUGAUGGAGAAGGCUUCUUUAAGGUCACUGAAAUCAAUUCUGAAGAUCCUUGCUGCUCCAUUACCACCUGCAAAUGCAAUACAAGCUUGUGCACAAGCAAAGCCCCCAAGUGUAAGCUGGGAUUUGAAGUUCAUUCUCAUAUUCCCAGUGGUCAGUGCUGUCCUGAGUACCAGUGUGUUUCCAAGGGGGUUUGUGUACAUCAGAAUGCAGAGUUCUUGCCUGAUUCCCCAGUCUUUGUUGAUAAGUGUCAGAAUUGUAUCUGCACUAAUGAAGUUAACGUCACCACUCAACUGAAUGUCAUCUCAUGUGAGCAUAUUCCUUGCGACACAUAUUGUGAACCAGGAUAUGAACGUCAACCAGUGAAAGGUGAAUGUUGCGGAAAAUGUGUGCAGACUAAGUGUGUUAUACAUGUCCUAGAAAGUUCUCUCCUCAUCUUGAGUCCUGGAGAGUUUAAAAAUGAUCCUUACAACAACUGCACUGUUUAUAGCUGUGUAAAUAUUCACAAUCAGCUUAUCUCCUCCACAUCUGAGAUUACCUGCCCAGCAUUUAAUGAAGAGACCUGCAAACCUGGAACUAUUACAUUCCUACCUAAUGGUUGCUGUAAAACAUGUGCGCCUCUGGAUAGCCCAACACCAUGCUCUGUCCGUCAUAGAGAAGACUUUAUUUUCCAUCAGGGCUGCCAUUCUCUGACAAGAGUUGACUUGACUGAAUGUGAAGGAACAUGUGGAACCUUCUCUCUAUACUCUGCCGAGGCUAAUUCUAUGGAGCACAGCUGUUCCUGCUGCAGGGAGGCAAAGACUAGUGUGAAGGAAGUGGAACUGAAAUGCCCUACUGGGCGCUCAAUAACACAUCAGUAUGUGUAUGUGGAAAGCUGCAGUUGUCAAGACACUGUAUGUGAGAUCUCAAAAUCCAAAGAAUCCACAAGCACAGAAGAAAAUGACAAGCAGAGUGCUCUGGACCGUAUCAAGAGGGCUAUCAGCUUAACAUCAAAAUGA